Molecule: messenger RNA, 666 nt
Organism: Cylicocyclus nassatus
Lineage: Eukaryota; Metazoa; Nematoda; Chromadorea; Rhabditida; Strongylidae
Source: the annotation of a GenBank genome assembly
AUGUAUGGGCCGGAACCAAAAUGGCUUUUGCUGUCGGAAUUCAUUGAACAUUUCAAAAUUCAAGGUGCCACGCACUUCUACAUCUACAUCAGGGAAAUCGACGAGUAUAGCACAAUCAUUCUUAAUGACUAUGUCCGUACAGGAGAUGCCGAAGUUGUUUAUCUCCAUAAUACAUACGAGGAAUCAGACGUUGACUGGCAACAAAUGGAAAUUCAAGCAAGUAAUACGAACAUUUCCGACCCGUCGAUCGGUGGUAUUCAAUUUCGCCAACGAUGGAUUCUGAAAAAUGAUACCAUGCCUUUAUAUUACAAGGAUGAUAAUCAGAUUGCCACUUAUAUGCCUACACUACGAUACCACAAUACUUCUCAUGUGGGAGGCGUUGGCCAUACUGCUAAGUGCAUAAUGGAUCCGUUGAAGGUGCUAAUAAUGAAUGUGCACUUCCCUGACAAGUUCUAUGGCAAUUAUACUCUCUAUCAAUUGGAGCCAGAAGUUGGAGUGGUUAGGCAUUAUCGUGACGUCAACCUUGGUUCUUGGGGUCAUACAUGGCUCAAAGAAGUGGAAGGCAUGGGGAAGUUUUCGAUGACGGAUUAUCCAGCAAGGUGGAGAGAUACGCUGCGUGAAAAUGUGCAGAAACGAUUGCACUAUGUUUAUGGCGAUAAGCGAUAG